Molecule: messenger RNA, 1655 nt
Organism: Manis pentadactyla (Chinese pangolin)
Lineage: Eukaryota; Metazoa; Chordata; Mammalia; Pholidota; Manidae
Product: lipopolysaccharide-binding protein-like
Exons: 15
Coding region: 118-1554 (478 amino acids)
Biological process (GO): macrophage activation involved in immune response; defense response to Gram-positive bacterium; innate immune response
Molecular function (GO): lipopolysaccharide binding
Source: RefSeq, a predicted model, not a curated record
UCCGGCCCCUGGCUUUAUAAGCACCUCAGCCUCAGCUGUCACCUUCAGUAAGGAGGCUCUCACGAAGAAACUCUGAUCACCUCCACCUCUGCCCAGGAAGCAGCUGAAGACAGGCUGAUGGCCAGACUAUACUGCAUAGCUGUGGCCCUACUGCUGCUCGCAGAGGUCUCCAGGUUUGGAGAAGGGGCAUCUAAUCCUGGUUUUGUGGUCAGGAUCACCAGAAAAGGCCUAGAAUAUGCCCGCCAGUAUGGAGUAGCCAUUCUGAAGAAGGAGCUGUCCACCAUGGAGUUGCCCAAUUUCUCAGGAAGCUACAAAGUUUCUUGGAUUCUAACAGUGAGCUAUGAAUUUAACUGGCUGAAGAUAAAGCGCUUUGAACUCCGGGACACGGAUUUGAGCUUACACCCAGGGCAGGGUGUCAGAGCUUCCCUGUCCAACAGCUACAUGUCUGUCAGAGGAAACUGGAAGGUGAAAAAGGCUUUCAUCACCCUAGAAGGUACUUUUGAUCUGAGUGUGGAUGGAAUUUCCAUCUCAGUUUCUCUGAACCUGGGCAAGCACCAGUCUGGGCAACCCACUGCCUCUGUGGCCCACUGCAGCAACUCCAUUGGCCAAGUCAGGAUUGCUAUCUCUGGACACCUAAGCUGGAUCCUGAAACUCUUCCAUGAAAAAAUCGAAAAUAGUGUCAAAAAUAUAUUGGAACAAAAGAUCUGCGAAAUGGUCAGGAAGUCAACAGUCUCAUACUUGGAGCCCUAUCUGCGGACUCUGCCAGUUACGUUGAUGAUCGACCAGGUUGCUGGUAUUGACUACAGUUUAGUAGGAGCUCCCCAGGUGACCUCUCAAUUCCUGGACACAUCCUUCAAGGGUGAAUUCUUUGGCCAAAGCCUGCACUCCCCAGUCCUCUUCGAUGCUCCGCCCAUCAGGAUGCCCCAGAAAUAUGACCACAUGGUCUACUUUGCAGUCUCUGAAUAUGUCUUCAACACAGCCAGCCAGGUUUAUUACCAGGCUGGGCGCAUGAACUUUACCAUAAAAAAUGAACAUAUUCCCUUGGACUCUCCAGUCCACUUGCACACCAGCUCAUUCCAGACCAUUGUUCCUCAGCUGACCAGGUUGUACCCCAAUAUGGAGCUUGAGCUUGAGAUGUCACCCGAAUCAGCUCCAUUCCUGAUGUUCAUCCCUGGAAACAUGACCCUCAUGCCAGUGGUAGACAUCCAGGCCUUUGUCCUCCUGCCCAACCCCUCGGACCGCAAGCCACUCUUCCAGCUCAGGGUGAGAACCAACAUCUCUGCCACCAUCAGUGUGAGCUCCGGAAGGAUCACUGGUUCAGUGACUACAGGAAGUAAGCUGAAACUGGAACUGAAACACUCCAAUGUCCGUUUAUUCAGUGUGCAGCUGAUGGAAGCCGUCCUCAAUUACUACGCACUCCACACUAUAUACCCCUAUCUCAACGCAAAGCUUGAAGCGGGCUUCCCACUCCCUCUGCCAAGGGACACCACCCUCAACAGCUUGGAGCUCCAAAUCCACAAGGACUUCCUGCUCUUAGGGGCCAACAUUGAUUAGGCUGAAGAUUCAGGAGCAGCAGCUGUAGCUGGAAGGGUGGAUAACACAACAGCUGGACCUGCCCCUGCCCUUAUGAGGGUCCAGAAGCUGCCACUCAGCCG